Alligator sinensis (Chinese alligator) is the source of this 3267-nucleotide messenger RNA. RefSeq names its product caspase-8-like. The record is from RefSeq and is a predicted model, not a curated record. The transcript is spliced from 10 exons. Gene Ontology annotation, molecular function: cysteine-type endopeptidase activity; protein binding. Bases 908 to 2347 code for a protein of 479 amino acids. Gene Ontology annotation, biological process: regulation of apoptotic process; apoptotic process; proteolysis. Lineage: Eukaryota; Metazoa; Chordata; Crocodylia; Alligatoridae.
AUAAAGUUUUUCUUUUCUUUUACAAUCACAUCUUGUCUUGGAUACAAUUCAGUCCAGUUCCUGGAAAAGUCUGACCUCAUCAGCCUCACAACUUGCUACCUCUCAAGUACAUCUGUGUAACUGGAAACCAAGCGUAGGGCUGUGCACUGGACAUCAUGGCAUUAAGGAAGAUCUGAAAAAAGAAGGCAGAGGAAGAAGGCGGCCCAGGAAUUAAGUGAUCUGGAGAGAGAGCUGCUCUCAUUUGUACAUACUGCAUUUCCUGGUGUGGAGACAUUUAUACUGUUGCUCUCCUGGUAGACCACAAAAGAACAUGAGUCAUUAGGGCUAUUAAUCUCAUACUUUUUAAGCACUUUGAAGGGGCGGGGGUGCUAUUUUUCCAUAUGAAAUUUCACAUCUGUUAUUUAUGCUUUUAGCUCCCUGGAGGAACAUGUUUUAAAAUGAAAAAUGCAGAUACAUUAAAGGUAAUCAAAAUUAUGUUAAUCAUAGUAUUGUAAUGCACUUGUACUCUCCUGAUGUCUGGUCUUGGGCAGCACGGAUAAUACUGAUCUUCAACCAUUGUAACUUUUUUUUUCUCUGGGAAGUUUCUUCAUUAUAGUGCCUGCUGUGCCUCUUUUACUAGUCUUUUUCUAAGGUUUCUUUCCACUUCUGCAAUAUUUGAUUAAGUGAACUGGUAUGGGUGAUGAGAGAAUAUAGAGAUCAAUUGCAUUUGUCUUUGUGGUCACAGUUGCUUUUGGAUUGUUUGCUUGUCACUUUACUUUCUGCUGUGAGUCACAUGACAAUACACUAGAAGCAAUAAGAACCUAUCCCUUUCCUGUAACUUCAUGGGAAGAAGAAACAGAACCGGCUCCAGACACAUUUCAGCUAUCAGUCUGCCUGGAUCUGAUUCCUGGCCUCUUGGUCAAAAAAAAUGAGCGCGGAUGUACACAAGCUUCUCUUCUCCCUCACUGAGGAUCUGAACUCGGAGAACUUAGAGGCUCUGAAGUUUUUGAGCCUGGAGUACAUCCCGAUGAAAAAGCAAGAAAGCAUCCAGGAUUCCAAAGAUUUCUUCCAAAAGCUGCAGGAGAAAGGCAUGAUAGCAGAGGAUGAUCUGACCUUCAUAAAGGAGCUGCUGUUCAGAAUAAACCGCAUAGACCUCCUGACUGAUAAACUGAGAUCCAGCAGAGAAGAGAUGGAGCAAGAGCUUAAAAUCCCAGGCAAGGCUAAGAUUUCAACAUACAGGCUUCUACUUUAUAAAAUUGCAGAAGAAUUAACUGAAGAUGAUAUUGUUAAUGUAAAAUUCCUGCUGCAGACCAGCAUAGCAAAGAACAAACUCCAGAACAGCACAACAGUAUUGAAGAUCUUCAUUGAAAUGGAAAAAAUUGGGAUAAUGAAUGACGGUGAUUUGAAGGUGCUGAAGGACAUUUUACAGAGACUUAGAUGUGAUCUGGUAAAAAACAUUAAUGCCUAUGAAGAAGAAAUAAAAGGUUCUUCCAUGUUCCUCAUUGGUCCUGGUCAUCAGGAAGUUGCCUGCUCCAAACCAAAUGAAUCUGUUGACUUGGAGGAAAUGACAAUACCCCAGCUCAAGAGACCCUAUAAGAUGGAGAAUUAUCCUCAUGGCUAUUGCGUGAUACUGAACAACUACAAUUUUAAAGAUCCUGAUAAUACCAGGAGUGGUGCAGACAAAGAUUCUGAUGUUAAAAUGCGCCUUAAGGAAAGAAAAUUUGUCUGUUCCAGGAAGAAGCUAUUAUUUACAAAAGAGGCUCUGAAGAAGGUCUUUACAUCCCUGCAGUUUCAGAUAAUAGAGCACUCAAACCUAGAAGCAAAGCAAAUGUUGGAGAUAAUGCAAAUGUAUAGCAAAAAAGACCACAGCAAUAUGGACUGCUUCAUUUGCUGCCUCCUCUCACAUGGUGAUAAAGGCCAACUAAAAGGGACUGACUGGAAAUCUGUACCUAUCAAAGGGCUGGUCUCCUGCUUCACUGGAUCUAACUGCAAAUCACUUGCUGGCAAACCCAAGCUCUUCUUUAUUCAGGCCUGCCAAGGCACACACAAACAGCAAAGUAUCUCUGUGGAAGAAGAUAGUUGUCAAAAACUUGAGACAGAUGCUUCUCCUUUGCCUUCAGUUCCUGACUGGGCUGAUAUCCUAAUUGGCAUGGCUACUGUGGAAGACUAUCAGUGCUAUAGGUACACAGACAGAGGCAGUGUGUACAUUCAGUGCUUUUGCAAGGAAAUGGAAUCCCUUUGUCCACACCACGUGGAUCUGGUGACCAUCCUGACAAAUGUGAACAAAGAUGUGGGAGACAAAGUGUUUCAGGGAAGUAAACAAAUGCCAGAAAUAAUAUCAACCCUGCGGAGACAACUCAUCUUCUAGACCCCAACAACACUACCAGGCAACCAGAGACAGGAAGUCCAUGAUGUGUGACAUUAGGAGUCACUGCUGGGAAGGGUUGAAUUUGCACUUCAGCAGGAUAACUGAAUUGGAUCUGUUCAGUUAGGUCCUGAUCCUGCCAAGGUAUUCAGGGUCCUCAGCUUGGAUUUCCAUAGCUGUACUUCCUCAGUCUCCUAACAGCAUAUGCAAAUAAAAGGGACUAGAAUAGACCCCCAUCUCUCUACUUCAAGAAGACAGGAAGAUGCUCAGGACCUUGUCAAGAUUGGGCCCUUGGUCCUUAUUUCACAUGAAAUAACUCCCCAGUGGACCCUGACUUGGAAGCACUGUUGGAUUUAUACAACUUGUGUCAGAGCAACUAGUACUAUCUACAAUCAUGAAAAAGAUCUGUAAAUUUGGGAUGCAAACUGAGGGUGCCAUCCCAGGAAAGCUUCACAUGGUUCUAGCACCACUUUCUUUGCCAGUAUGGAUUUCUUCUGGACUUGUCAUGGUUCUCAGGAAAAAAACCCACAUCCUUUCCCAGAAUGGCUAGGGAAUAGGAUACAGACAUAACAUACUUAACCAGCUCCUUUGGGAGGAUGUGUUUUACAAGCAUUAAUUAAUUUCAUGAGAAUCUCUGUUUGCUUUACAGGCAUUACUUAAUUCACUUUAACAGCACAAUAGCUUUCAGGAUUUACAACAAAAUGUAAAAGGAAGGGCUCCCCCACUUUUCCCUGGAUUCUCUCCAGUUUCUCUGUAGUGAAUAGCUAUUUGACUACCAGAGAGGUCGGGAGGUAGGUCUCUUUUAGAGGCAGAUGACUUUGUUACUUUCAUGUGUGCUUCUCCCUGGCUCCAUGAGCAUUGAUGGUUGGCUCUGGGCAGUAGGGAUCCCUUUCCUUAUGUUAGAUGUCAAUAAAGAAGUUGUG